GUUGAAUAUGAACAAAACAAUUGACUUACGAUCGAUUAAUUUCUCAUGACUUACGGCUUGCGAUUCUAUCAGGUUCGAUCGUAGAACAGGCUGAAGCACGCACUCGCACGCUGAGCUACCGUCACGCGGCGACACGGUUGAGCGACACUGUACUCUCUCUCUCUCUCUUUCUCUCUCUUAUAUCUGGCCAUGACAGCAGAUACAACGGUGACGCACACCUGUGUACCACUGUGCGCCUGUCGCAGUCGGUGCAGCGUCCUUGCGGCACGGCGUUUCAUAUAUAUAUACCAUACCGAUCGGUGCUAGUACACGGUAAUUUCGCGGCGGAGUGCGCAUGCGCACCCCUCGUUGCCGUCGAUCAGUCCGGUGUGGCUCCACAAUCGUAUACGUUCCACUUCCUCGGAGCUCCACGUCUCCGUAAGCUUUCGCGUCGUGACUCGCGACUUCGCGCAGCUCCGUGUCCCGCGUCUCUCUAUAUGCUUUCAGUUCGGCCGCAGUUCGCCGAUCGCAGACCGUUAUUUCGGUCGUGCGUGGUCCGCGCGCUCCUCGAUUGAUCGGUCCUUUCCUUAUUCCCGGGUAUAGACGUCGCGCGUCUUUUUUGUGUUCGCGACACAUUUCGUCGCGCGUGGAACACAGGUGUGUUGAUUCGGCGGACAAACGGGGAAUAUAUACACGUUGCCGCUUCACGAACGGUGGAUGUAUACGGUCUCGUACCUGCCUGUGAUCGGACUGCAAUCAACGCGCGAGCAACAACGGGACAGGCGACAACGACGGCGACGGUGGUGGUGGAUGAGAGUAUCCUUUGGCGGCGCAUGCACCACGUUGCGACGCGCGGAUACUCCGACGGGGCCCGUCGCGGGGUCCAAGGAUGGUGAGCUCCCGCACCGUUAACGUCACGUCCACCAUUAACGGUAGCGGUGUAACCGACGGCGCGGUGAACACGUCGCGCGAGGACGAGAGACGCGCGACGAACGGCGUCGGCGUCCCUCAGGAGUGGAAUCAGAGCGGGCCGCCCUCGCUCUCGAUGUCGGUUGAUUUGCAUAAUUUCGACAGUUCGACUCUCACAGACUCGGGACGGUAUUCCGCGAGCCCGGACGAUCACCAGGCCGCAUCGGCCAAUGCUACCACAAUCAAAAUCGACUGUCACGACGAAGAGGAGAGCUACGAAGGUUUCGGUUCCGUUGAGGGCGAUUCGGUGGAUGAUGGACCAGAGUCGCCGGGCGGUAGCAGUUCCACGCCCUCGCCGAUUGGUACCAAUUUGCACAGAAAUCCGAGAAGUCCGAAUUCCACCAUUGGAAAACAUUCCUGGUUGCGCACGUCGCUGCGGAGAACGCCUCCUUGUUCGAGCAGAAAGAGACUCAGUUCUAACGCUUUAGCAAGCCAACUUUAUCGCAGUGGCAGCUUCAACAGUUCUGGAAUGGGUUCGAAUUACGACGCUACGGACGACGUGUAUAGCGAUGUAUCCUUGGAGGACGUCAUGGAUCUUAGCCAUAAAGUUCAAAUGAUCCAAGAGCAAAUGGAUGCUUUAGCGGAUACUAAGUCGGUCGGCGAGGAAAGAUACGCUCGAGCGAAACAAGAAAAUGCAACAUUACAGGCGCGCAUAUUAAUGCUCGAGGAAGCGGCCAAAGAUGCAGAAACGAGGGCUGAAGAGAGACUUCAAGCCGAACAACGAAGACAUCGGGAAUGGGCGUGUCGCCUGGAACGUGAACGUCAGUUGCAACUAGAGAACUGUGCCAUCAAGCUACAGGCAGCGGAGCUGGAUAGUGCCAGUUUGCGAGAAGAGAUUGCGCGAGUACGCGAACAACUCGAGAGAGCGAGGACGGAUAAAACGCGGCUCGAAAAUGAUCUCCGGGAGGCUAGGAGAGAAGCGGACGCCGCGCGCGAAAGUGAACGUCAUGCGAUAAGUCGAGCUAACGAGGCUCAUCAUAUGCUCGAUGUUAUGAGAGAAGAACUUUCGUUACGAGGCGAGGAUCAGCAGAGGCUCGAAGAAUUAGUGCAGCAGGUGGCUCAACUUCAAGCUCGCAAUAAAAGCUUGGAAGAAUCUCGAGACGAACUGCAAGCUGCUGCGGCGUUGCAGGCAGGCCGUGAACUUAUAAUGCUGAAUCCUUGUAAUAAUAACGCUGAAAAGGGUCCUACUAGUCUUGCUGUGGAAUUGUUAGCUGGCAUGAAUCCGGAUCAGAUAGAUGGCCAAGGAGAGCUCAGUGAACCGUGCACGAUGGCUGAAUUAAAACAAGCUAUAAAGGAACAGCAAGAAGUGAACACGCAGUUAAGAACAUACAUCGAUGGAAUAUUAUUGAACAUCGUAGAAAAUUAUCCGCAGUUGUUAGAAGUGAAGCAAAUGCACUGAUACAUAGCACAUAAUUCAUUAUUAGAUUCUGUUUUAAUGCUUUUGAGGCAGUUGUACAUUAACUUUCUUUGAAUUGAAAAGACUCGAUGGGGCUGCCUAGAACUUGGCCAAAAUUGAUAUAUUUUAUGUAUUAAUAUUUUCUUAUAGAAUAGUACUUAAAUUUCGUAGCGCAAAAGCGCACUUGAAAGUCAAUUUUAACUAAAAUUAAGCCUUUUUAAAGCAGUAUUUCCCGCAUAGCGCAAAACUAAAAAACAUCCAAGUAACUUCGCAGAAGGAGCCUCAGACAUUUCAUAGUGUCUAAGAGACUUUUUCAGAUCUCAUUGUUUAUCUCAUCAGGAUUAAAAAAAAUUUAAGCUCUAGGCAGCAGCUAUCUCUGUACAUCUAGAAAAAAAAAGAGUAAUAAAAUGACGUUACUGUAGUUGCAGUGUGUGCAAUGAUGUAAAAGGGAGAAUACUCGACUGGUAUGUCAUAUCUCUGAGAUGUCAUACCAUUCGAUCUUUAAGCCGUUUUUUUACACUGCCGUCAAACUUCGUCGCGCCAGUAUCAACAUUGCCAGGGUGGUGAACGAAUUACGCUCCUCGGAUUCUUUACACACCGUCGGCUGGCCUACGCACUUUGCUAUACGCGAUAUCUUUAAAGUACUCGUACAUGUGUUAUUAAUGAUCAUAUACGAUUAAUUCGAAUGAAUAUACAGGGUAUCCCCUAAUUAUUGACACAUUGCUCGUAUGCAGAUAGAACUGAUUACUAAGUCAAAAAUAUUCCUAUAAUAAGCUCGGUUUAUUCACCGAUCUUUAUUUACUGUCAAAUAUAAGCACGCAGCGAAAAACGGCCACCUAGUAGUCAAUCAGGCUACGUGCGCGAGGAGUUUAUUACAAGCCGCAAUGACUACGAGUGGAGCGUGGUCCUAGACUCCCACUCUAAACUAUAAUUGUCCUCCGUUGUUUUUUUUUUUUUUUUUUUUU
Cyphomyrmex costatus is the source of this 3309-nucleotide messenger RNA. It is a transcript of the gene nuf, whose product is annotated as rab11 family-interacting protein nuf. NCBI's taxonomy places the organism in Eukaryota, Metazoa, Arthropoda, Insecta, Hymenoptera, Formicidae. Bases 869 to 2347 code for a protein of 492 amino acids. Gene Ontology annotation, cellular component: endocytic vesicle; cleavage furrow; recycling endosome membrane. The record is from RefSeq and is a predicted model, not a curated record. The transcript has 10 exons. Gene Ontology annotation, biological process: endocytic recycling; regulation of cytokinesis.